AGCUCGCUGGCCCCCAGCCCCGGCUUCCUUCGGGCUCGCUUGCUCCUUUCCCCGCGAGGAGGGCGGAGAGGCAUGAAGACGAGCCGCCGGUGCCGAGCCCUGUUGGCCGUGUGUCUGAACCUGCUGGCUCUUCUCUUCUCAACCACCGCCUUCCUCACCACGCACUGGUGCCAGGGGACCCAGCGGGUGCCCAAGCCCAACUGUGGCCGAGACAAGAAGACCAACUGCCUCAACUACAGCGGCAACAGCACGGCCAACGACACGGCCGGCUCCCACGGGGUGCACUACAGCUGGGAGACCGGAGACGACCGCUUCCUCUUCAGGUAUUUCCACACCGGCAUCUGGUACUCCUGCGAGGAAAACCUCAGUGGACUUGGUGAAACAUGCCGGAGUUUUAUUGACCUGGCUCCAGCAUCAGAGAAAGGUGUGCUUUGGUUGUCUGUGGUUUCAGAAGUGUUAUACAUCCUUCUCUUAGUCGUCGGAUUCAGUCUCAUGUGUCUAGAGCUCUUCCACUCCAGUAACGUCAUAGAUGGGCUCAAGCUCAACGCCUUUGCUGCUGUCUUCACUGUGCUGUCAGGUCUCCUGGGAAUGGUCGCCCAUAUGAUGUACACUCAAGUUUUCCAAGUCACCGUCAGCCUGGGACCUGAAGACUGGAGACCACACUCCUGGGACUACGGCUGGUCUUUCUGCCUGGCCUGGGGUUCUUUCACAUGCUGCAUGGCAGCCUCAGUCACCACACUGAACUCUUACACCAAGACUGUCAUCGAGUUUCGGCAUAAACGUAAAGUGUUUGAGCAGGGAUUCCGGGAGGAGCCAACCUUCAUUGACCCAGAGGCCAUCAAGUACUUCCGGGAAAGGACCGAGAAGGGGGAUGGGACUGAGGAUGAAGAUUUCCGACUGGACUGCCACCACAGCCGAUACCCAAAUCGACUGCAGAACACCCACCUCUAAAUGACACAAAAUCUCCAAGAAAAUUCGGCUCCACGGCCCUAGCAACCAUCCCAGUCUCUUCCAUCAGACAGAGCCCCCUGUACACCAUCCCUUCUGACCCAGCUGAAAGAGCUCCGCAGAGCAGAACUAAGUGUCAUUAGAAGACUUCUGUAUCGUGAGAUCUUUCCCUUUGUUCUCUAACCCUCCACUGCAAGAUGGCAGAAGCCUAGGCCCAGCAGCAUCUGGCCUCUCCAGCUCAGCCCAUCCAGGAUUCCAUGGAGCAUCCAGUACCAUCUCCUUGAAUUUUUAACUUGUGCCCGGCCCAGCCCGUCACAGGAUGAGCCUAGGUUCCAGCCCAGACAACCCAAGGCCUUGCCUGGCAACCAGCCCAACCAAUCAGAGGCCCUGCAUUGAAUACGGAGUGGCCAAUCCCAAGCUUUUUUUCUGAGGUCCAGCAGUUCAGUGCGGAAACAACCUGGCCCAGCUCAGACUGAGAUCCGGGGAAACAUUAGAAUCUGUGGCCCCAAGAGUCAUAGGGAUCCAUGAGCUGGUCUCCAGCCCCUGAGACCAUCACUCAGCACAGGGUAAUGGAAAGACUGCUGAACAUGGAGUCCGAAUACAUGGGACCAAACGCCAGUUCUGCUACUUACUACCUGUGUAACUUUGGGCAGGUCACGUCUUCUCUCAACCUCGGUUUCCUCAUCUGUAAAAUGAGGGGUUUAGAUUAGGCCAUCCCUAAGGUCCCUUCCAGUUCUAAAGCUGAUGAGCCUUUUCUCCAUCAGAGCCGCACCCCAAUCCUUCCAGUCACUGGGUGAUUUCGUGGAGCAAAAGCACAAAGUCCGAAGAGACAGGCCCCUCCAGGGACUGUUCCCGGUGGGCCACGAGGGCCCCUUCUGAAGCAGAGCUGGCUGACGCAGAGGCAUUGGAGGCCGGGAAGAGGCUGCUGGGUGCUAGAGGAUGCUGGUCCCUUUGGAUCAAUUCCAAGCCUUGGACCAGGAAGAAGAGAAGCAGAGUCUUUAAGAAGUACUGCACCACGGAGCCCCUGAGCCUCUGCCUGCUGCCCCCAGAGGUGCUAUAUCCUGAGCAGGACUCCAGGCAGUGAGGACCCCUCCGGCCAGGAAGCACCCACAGUCCUUGCCCCAGCUCUUUUGGGAGUCGCUCCCUCCCAUAGCUCCAUCUGGGGCAACCGGCCUGCCACACCAGCUUCUAGCACUGAAGAGACCCCCAGCUGUAUGCCAAGGACUGUGACAGCCUGAGAAACUCCUCUCUGGCCUUGGGGCCUGGCUCUGAAGAAAGACAUGCUCCUGCACCUGGAAAUGAGGCUAGAGAGACCCCAUCAUCUGCUCUUCCCGUGGACCAUGGGGCCCAAUUGUCAUUUUUUUCUUUUCUAAAAAUAGAGAGUUCUUUAUCAGAUUUCAUUUCAUUUGUAUAUGUUUGAUACUGGUUUUGUAGAUACCAACUCUCAUCCCUUUCUGGGGAUUUUAUUCCUGGGGAAUGAUCAUUUUAAAUGGGGAUUUUAUUCCUGGGUAAGCAUUAUCGGAAAGAAGCAAGUAGUUCUUUCAGUCAGUAGGGAACAUCUCUGGCCACCCUCCCUCUGUCUCCAAGACCACCAAACAUGGUCCACUUAAUCUUCAGAGGCCCCCUGAGGACAUGGGCCAUCCCUACCCCUGGAAAACCAGAACCUCACCACCAGAGGGGCUAUCACUCCUCACCCUCACUCGACCCCAAACAGUUUAAAAGGCAGAGCACAGUGAGGACUACACUGGAAGGCCUAGUAUCCAAUUUAGCAUCCGGGGACCAGGGGCAGACCCCUUACUCUGUUACCCUCUUUCUCUGUGACCUUGAGCCCCCAUUUUACAGGUGAAGAAACUGAGGCCCAGAAAAGAAAAGUGACUUGCCCACAGCCACACAACUAAUCUGUAGAAAAGCCAGGACAGACCUGGAGGUUGCAAUCUGCCCCUGUGGAGAGAGUACCCAAACCAACUGAGUCCCAGAAAUUUGAAGUUGAAGUAAAUAAUAGCAAUAAAAUAUUGAAAACAACAACAAUAAAAUAUCAUUAUUCACUUCAA
Messenger RNA from Vombatus ursinus (common wombat), 2999 nucleotides. RefSeq names its product GSG1 like (gene GSG1L). The transcript is spliced from 8 exons. Bases 73 to 951 code for a protein of 292 amino acids. The record is from RefSeq and is a predicted model, not a curated record. Lineage: Eukaryota; Metazoa; Chordata; Mammalia; Diprotodontia; Vombatidae. Gene Ontology annotation, cellular component: plasma membrane.